This is a messenger RNA of Symbiodinium sp. CCMP2592, 945 nucleotides long. The record is from the annotation of a GenBank genome assembly. NCBI's taxonomy places the organism in Eukaryota, Dinophyceae, Suessiales, Symbiodiniaceae.
AUGUCUUGGGUGGACAUGCCAACAAAGAUCUCUGCCAUUGUGCCGCUUUUGACCCAGGUCGAAGGCAUCGCGUUCAAAUAUGGUCCUUGUGCAUUUGUCAGCAGGGAGGAGUAUGAGUUCUGUUGCUGUGAGGUUCCCAAGAACACGGCGUGCUGGAACCACGAGUCCCACACGCAGUGGCAGGAUUGCUGCGAGAAUGACUUCCAGGAAAAAUGCCCACCGGGCUCCCGCGUCUUCCAGCGCCUGCAGCCGCGAACGGAGGUGGCGCGGGCCGGAAUUCAGGAUACCUUGGCAGUAUAUCAGUUCGGCGAUUUGCGGACCACGAUUCAGGAGAUCGUGAAUUGUGAGCAUGGGGUGCAUUGGGCUACAUGGAAGAUGCUUUCGGUUCUGCUGCAACGCCACGAGGUUGAGACGCUGCACGAGACGGCGAAGCUGGAUACACAGUUGACGGCAGUGGCCACCCACGUAGUAAGCAGUUUCAACGUGAGCUCACUGGGUGAGCAGCCCGAGGACACCGAAUGUGCAUUCUGCGCUUAUUUCGGGCACGAGUGGUUGGACACGGUUUCCAGGUUCGGCAUAAAAGAGCAGACAUGGCUCAAAGAUCCCCGUGAGAUUUUUUGCGUGCUGGGCUAUGUCUCAGCUGCCUUCGUUGUCGCCGUGACGACCGACGUUCGCAGCCUCUUGCCAGAUGCAUUGAGGCUCUUUGCCGGCAACCAGGACUUGGAUAUAUCGUCAUCCUCGAUCUGGCCGAUCAGCUACUGGGAUCUCGCGCUGAACCUCGGCCGGGGCCGCCCGCGUCAGAUGCGGACACUUGCAGCCGAUGAGCGGGCUGUCGCAAAGUUUCCGGAGCUCCUCCUUUAUCCAGGCCCGGGUUCGGGCAUGUUUGGGGUUUGCUUGAUUGUCGGGGUUGCAGCGCUCCGGGUUGAAAAGGUGUCCUUGUGCUAA